Messenger RNA from Lachancea dasiensis, 2319 nucleotides. The record is from the annotation of a GenBank genome assembly. NCBI's taxonomy places the organism in Eukaryota, Fungi, Ascomycota, Saccharomycetes, Saccharomycetales, Saccharomycetaceae.
AUGACCGUGAAGUUGAAGGGUAGCUCGUCAUCAGACGAAGAAGACCUACCAUUGUCGUCUACCAUACCGCGGACCAAACGGAAAAUCGAAGAUUCUGAUGAUGAGGACAUCAAAUCAGGAUCUGUGAUUACGGCCGCAAACGUUAAGAGAGAGGAGGAUAAAUCUUAUGACAGCGACUUGGCGCUGUCGAAAGUAGCUUCUCCAAAGAAGAAAGUCGUGAAGCGGGGAAAGAGGAGCUCUAGUAAGGUAGCGGGCAGAAGUCUGAGUUCCACUAAACAGAAAGGUAUCAAGAAAGACUCUCGAGCUCAACCUCCCAAGAAGAUCUCCAAACGAGAGAGCUCCGUUGAACAACAGGAUGCAGAUCUUGACAGUAUAUCAAACGAAGCUAGUCAAGAUGCAGACGACUUUAAAUGGUGGGAAAAGGAGAAUGAUGACGACUCUGUCAAAUGGAUAUCCCUAAAGCACAACGGUGUCAUUUUCCCUCCCAAGUAUGAGCCUCUUCCCUCACACAUCAAAUUAUACUACAAUGGAAGGGCUGUUGAUCUCCCACCGCAAGCUGAAGAGGUAGCUGGUUUUUUUGCAGCGCUUUUAGAAUCAGACCAUGCGAAAAACCCUGUGUUUCAGAAGAAUUUCUUCGAGGAUUUCUUGGACGUUCUGCAAGAGAACGGUGGACCUCGGAAUGAUAUUGAGCUUAAAACUUUUGAGCUUUGUGACUUUUCGAAGAUGUUUGAUUAUUUCCAAUUGCAAAAAGAACAAAAGAAGCAGCUAAGUCCUCAAGAGAAGAAGAGGUUGAAGCAAGAGAAAGAAGAGUUCGAGGAACCUUAUAAGUUUUGCAUGCUAGAUGACCGCAAGGAGCAAGUCGGUAAUUUCAGAAUUGAACCUCCGGGACUUUUCAGGGGCAGAGGUGCUCAUCCUAAAACUGGUAAGCUCAAGAGGCGUGUCUAUCCAGAGGACGUUGUACUUAACUUAGAUAAGGAAGCUAAAGUACCAGAAGCACCCGAUAAUCACAACUGGGGAGAAGUAAGACAUGACAAUACAGUUCAAUGGUUAGCCAUGUGGAGAGAAAAUAUCUCAAAUUCUUUCAAAUAUGUUCGAUUUGCCGCCAAUUCGUCACUCAAAGGAAUGAGUGAUUACAAGAAGUUCGAGAAAGCUCGGCAACUAAAAGACUACAUUGAUCCUGUUAGAAAAGAUUACAUGGUGAACCUUAAAAGCAAAGUUAUGCUCGAGCGUCAAAUUGCCGUGGCAUGCUACUUUAUUGAUGUUUUUGCCCUCAGAGCUGGUGGAGAAAAAGCGGAUGACGAAGCAGAUACCGUUGGGUGCUGCUCUCUCAGAUAUGAGCACGUCACUUUGAAGCCUCCAAAUACUGUGAUUUUCGACUUUCUCGGGAAAGAUUCAAUUCGUUUCUACCAAGAGGUCAAAGUUGAAAAGCAAGUUUUCAAAAAUUUGACUUUAUUCAAAAAGCCUCCAAAGCAGCCCGGUCACCAGCUCUUUGAUCGAUUAGAUCCUGCACUUUUGAACAAACAUUUACAGAACUACAUGCCAGGGCUUACAGCGAAAGUUUUUCGUACUUAUAACGCUUCCAAGACUAUGCAGGAUCAAUUGGAUUUGAUCACAGAUGAGGGUACAGUCGCAGAAAAGAUUUUGAAGUACAAUGCCGCUAACAGGACCGUAGCCAUCUUAUGCAAUCACCAAAGGACAGUCACCAAGGGCCACGCUGCUGCGGUACAGAAGGCAACUGAUAGAAUUGAGGAGUUAGAGUGGCAGAAAAUCAGGCUGAAAAGAGCUAUUUUACAGUUAGAUAAAACCGAAGCAAAGAAAAACCCGAACUAUUUUGCAGAGGUUAAGGAUCUCGUUAAGGAGCAAGAAUUGUUGAUUCACAAGAGAGUAAUAGAAAAAGAAAGGGAAAAGUUUACAAAGAAAUUUGCCAGAGAAAACGAAAAGCGCAAAUUUGAUAACGAACCUCCACUUCCAGAUUCCCAGCUGAAAGAGUGGAUGAACAAAGUGGACGAGUUGGAGUCUGAAUACAAAAGAGAAGUAGAAACGGGUAAGGUUGAAGUCAAGACUUCCGACGUCGACAAACUCAAAGCUCAAGUUGAGAAGCUGGAUCAGAGAAUCGAAAAUUAUGCCAUUCAGCUGAAAGACAAAGAGGACAAUUCACAGGUUGCCUUGGGAACUUCGAAGAUAAAUUAUAUUGAUCCUAGACUGUCAGUUGUGUUCUGCAAAAAAUAUGGUGUCCCGCUUGAGAAAGUGUUCACGAAAUCGCUUAGAGACAAGUUUAAAUGGGCUAUUGAGUCAGCUGACGAGAACUGGAGAUUUUAA